AUGGAUUCCGGGCUUAACUAUCUCGAUACCGCCCCCGAUUAUGGGGGUGGCUACAGCGAAACAAUUAUCGGUAAGGCGAUCGCUGGACGGCGGGAAUCGUGUAUUGUCGCGACCAAGACGGAAGCCUAUGAUCCCGAUGGUGUCGCCACAGAUGUAGAAGGGAGCCUCCGACGACUUGGCACCGAUUAUAUUGAUGUCCUGCAAUUCCACGGUGGAUGGUUCUACGCGGGAGAUCUGGAACGGAUUCUGGACGGUGGUGGAUUGGCAGCGUAUCUCAAAUUGAGGAGGAAGGGAAGGUUCGAUUUAUCGGAUUUUCCGCAGAUGGUCCCUCUGGAGGCACAGAGCAACUGA
Molecule: messenger RNA, 351 nt
Organism: Geodia barretti
Lineage: Eukaryota; Metazoa; Porifera; Demospongiae; Tetractinellida; Geodiidae
Source: the annotation of a GenBank genome assembly